Messenger RNA from Rosa rugosa (rugosa rose), 905 nucleotides. RefSeq lists its product as uncharacterized. NCBI's taxonomy places the organism in Eukaryota, Viridiplantae, Streptophyta, Magnoliopsida, Rosales, Rosaceae. The transcript is spliced from 3 exons. The record is from RefSeq and is a predicted model, not a curated record. Bases 230 to 580 code for a protein of 116 amino acids.
UACAAAAUGAGAGACAUGGGCUCUUCUUAACUUGCUAGUCCCUCACUCAACAUAUCUCCCCGGAAAUACUGGUUGACUUUAUUGGCCUGGUCCGGAAAGCCGGUGGUUCUCUCUUUCCUGCUCCAUUAUAAUAACUCUUUCCUGGGUUGUGUUUCUUGAAGGGAAUGUCUGAAAAUCCUUAAAAGCAAAAUCUUUGGUGUUAGUGUACGUUACUGAUAUUUUCUGCAUUAUGAAGAAGGUUUCUGGGUUGUGGGGGGUUUUGCUUUUGGUGCUAAUGUUCCUUGGUGUCUCUAGCAGCAGAAAAGCCUCCUUAUUUCCAGAUAUGCUUGUCAACCACCACGGUGAUGGUUUGAAAAUGACAAGUACAAGCAGGAGACUCCAGGUGAUCAGCGGAUACAAUCACAGGCACAGGCACACAGGCAAUGUAGAUCUGGAUGAUUACCGCCCCAUUGAUCCUUCUCCAAGUUCAAAAGCUUCUAUUAAACCUGGACCCAUCGAGCACAGCGCGCCUAUAAUCCCAUAUAUUCCAAAUCCAAAGUCUUCGCCUCCUCGUUCUCCCAGUCCAAGUGGUUCUCCUUAACAAGCUCAAACCUUGUUCCUCCAGUGUGGAUUAAUCUCGAUGUUAACUGCAAUCCGGUCGUUGUUUAACUUUUAACAAGUAAUUAGCUUCUAUGCAUUGUAGUUAUGUGUAUAAUGCCCGUGCAGACAAUACAGACUACUACUGUGAUCUGUGAAGCAUGUAAUCCCUUUUAUGUGUGUUUAUUAGUUGUGAUCAUAUUCAUAUGAGUUUCUUGUGCCUUCCUAUGAGGCAUGAAUCUCUGGGAUAUUGAAUUGUUGAUCUAUAUCUGCAUUUCAUCGUUAAUUUUAUCCCAAAGAUUUCUGCGUGCAAAAUGUUAAAUAAUGGG